AUGGCAGCUGGCUUCUUCCAGAGCAGCAAUCCAAGAGAGACUGACAGAGCACUUGUAGGAAUGAAGCCACAGUUUUUUUAUAACCUCAUAUUGAGAGUGACAUCCUACUUCAUCCACCGUAUUCUAUUCAUUAGAAGCAAGUCAGUAAGUCAAGCCUACACUCAAGAGAAGCGAUUGGGCGAAGACAUUGAAUACCAGAAAGCAGAAUCAUCAGGGACCAUCAUCAUAGGGGCUGCCUACCACACUGAGGCCUGCAAAGUUUCUGCUGAGAAAUCUGCUGUAACCGUAGAGGGUUUUCUCUCUUUAGGCUGGGAGCAGGAGAAUGCCCUGGUCAGGGAGCGAAGGAGUGCUGCAGCUGCCUUCACUCUCGGGGGUUCAGCAAGUCAGGGGAUAGUGCCACGUCACCGGCGCCUGACUGUCUUAGCAAGGCAGCCUGAGAGUACCGCUGCAUCAACAGACCUGACCCAACCAAAUCCAUUUAAAAAUAAAGAUAAAAGAAAUGGAGAGAAGAGUGCAUGUGUGAAUUUUCCACAAGAAAAGAGAGAGGAGGCAAGGAAGCAAACAGGCCAGAGAGCAUCUGGUAUCAGCAAUAAGGUGAUACCACGAGCUCCCCAGAUCGGCCAGAAGUGGGGUGUCAAAACCAAAGGCCGUGUCCAGCUGGCCAUUGGUGUUAAACAAAUAGCAAUGUGCAAGCAAGAAGAAAAACUGAAUUUGGUUCUCUCUUUAGGAGCAGAUGUCCUGCCAGAAUAUAAACUCCAGACACCACGUAUCAACAAGUUUACAAUACUGCACUACAGCCCCUUCAAGGCAGUCUGGGACUGGCUUAUUCUGCUGUUGGUCAUAUAUACUGCUAUAUUCACGCCCUACUCUGCAGCCUUUCUCCUCAAUGACAGAGAAGAACAGAAAAGACGAGAAUGCGGCUACUCUUGUAGCCCUUUGAAUGUGGUGGACUUGAUUGUGGAUAUUAUGUUCAUCAUAGAUAUUCUAAUAAACUUCAGAACCACAUAUGUAAAUCAGAAUGAAGAAGUGGUAAGUGACCCGGCCAAAAUAGCAAUACAUUACUUCAAAGGCUGGUUCCUGAUCGACAUGGUGGCAGCAAUUCCUUUUGACUUGCUGAUUUUUGGAUCUGGUUCUGAUGAGACAACAACAUUAAUUGGUCUUUUGAAGACAGCUCGACUCCUUCGUCUGGUGAGAGUGGCCCGGAAGCUUGAUCGCUAUUCAGAAUAUGGCGCUGCUGUUCUAAUGCUCUUAAUGUGCAUAUUUGCCUUGAUUGCUCACUGGCUGGCUUGCAUUUGGUAUGCAAUUGGGAAUGUAGAAAGGCCCUACUUGACAGACAAAAUCGGAUGGUUGGAUUCCUUAGGACAACAAAUUGGGAAACGUUACAAUGACAGUGACUCAAGUUCUGGACCAUCCAUUAAAGACAAAUACGUCACAGCACUUUAUUUUACCUUCAGCAGCUUAACCAGUGUAGGAUUCGGGAAUGUGUCUCCUAACACCAAUUCGGAGAAAAUCUUUUCAAUCUGUGUCAUGUUGAUUGGCUCACUAAUGUAUGCAAGCAUUUUUGGAAAUGUAUCUGCAAUUAUCCAAAGACUAUACUCGGGAACUGCCAGGUACCACAUGCAGAUGCUUCGAGUAAAAGAGUUCAUUCGCUUUCACCAAAUCCCCAACCCUCUGAGGCAGCGGCUUGAAGAAUAUUUCCAGCAUGCAUGGACAUACACCAAUGGCAUUGACAUGAACAUGGUCCUAAAGGGUUUCCCAGAAUGUUUACAAGCUGAUAUUUGUCUACACCUCAACCAGACUUUGCUGCAAAACUGCAAAGCCUUUCGGGGGGCAAGUAAAGGUUGCCUUAGAGCUUUGGCAAUGAAGUUCAAGACCACCCAUGCACCUCCAGGAGACACCCUGGUUCACUGUGGGGAUGUUCUCACUGCACUUUAUUUCUUAUCCAGAGGCUCCAUCGAAAUCCUCAAAGAUGACAUUGUGGUAGCUAUUCUGGGGAAAAACGAUAUAUUUGGAGAAAUGGUUCAUCUUUAUGCCAAACCUGGAAAGUCUAAUGCAGAUGUAAGAGCUCUCACGUACUGUGACUUGCAUAAGAUCCAGAGAGAAGACUUGUUAGAGGUUUUGGAUAUGUAUCCCGAGUUUUCCGACCACUUUCUCACAAACUUAGAGUUGACUUUUAACCUAAGGCAUGAGAGUGCAAAGGCUGAUCUCUUACUACGAUCACAGUCUGUGAAUGAUUCUGAAGGAGACAACUGUAAGCUACGAAGAAGGAAAUUUUCAUUUGAUAGUGAAGGAGACAAAGAUUUUGGCAAAGGGAACAGUACAAAUGGUCCCGAAGACUCUGUAGAUACCAUAAGACAUUAUCAGAGUUCCAAGAAACACUUUGAAGAGAAAAAAAGCAGAUCUUCAUCUUUCAUCUCAUCCAUUGAUGAUGAACAAAAGCCUCUCUUCUCAGGAAUAGUAGAUUCUCCUCCAGGAAUAGGGAAAGCAGCUGGACUCCAUUUUGAAGAAACAGUCCCAACCUCAGGAAGAAUUCACAUAGAUAAAAGAAGUCACUCUUGCAAAGAUAUCGCUGACACCAGAAGCUGGGAGCAAGAAAACGCGCAGACUCAGGCUGAUGAGUCUAGCCCCUCAGCACUUCAGCGAGCUGCCUGGGGGAUCUCUUGAAACCGAAAGUGACCUCACUUAUGGGGAAGUGGAGCAAAGAUUAGAUUUGCUUCAAGAACAACUUAACAGACUUGAAUCCCAAAUGACUGCUGACAUCCAGACCAUCUUACAGUUGCUGCAGAAACAAACCACUGUGG
This is a messenger RNA of Lynx canadensis (Canada lynx), 2801 nucleotides long. It is a transcript of the gene KCNH7, whose product is annotated as potassium voltage-gated channel subfamily H member 7. The record is from RefSeq and is a predicted model, not a curated record. Gene Ontology annotation, cellular component: membrane. Gene Ontology annotation, biological process: potassium ion transmembrane transport; membrane repolarization during action potential. Gene Ontology annotation, molecular function: inward rectifier potassium channel activity. The transcript has 14 exons. Lineage: Eukaryota; Metazoa; Chordata; Mammalia; Carnivora; Felidae. Bases 1 to 2664 code for a protein of 887 amino acids.